Sardina pilchardus (European sardine) is the source of this 1132-nucleotide messenger RNA. RefSeq names its product bradykinin receptor B2 (gene bdkrb2). Gene Ontology annotation, cellular component: external side of plasma membrane; membrane. The transcript is spliced from 2 exons. Gene Ontology annotation, molecular function: bradykinin receptor activity; C-C chemokine receptor activity; C-C chemokine binding. The coding region runs from base 55 to 1125 and encodes 356 amino acids. Gene Ontology annotation, biological process: cell chemotaxis; smooth muscle contraction; vasoconstriction. NCBI's taxonomy places the organism in Eukaryota, Metazoa, Chordata, Actinopteri, Clupeiformes, Clupeidae. The record is from RefSeq and is a predicted model, not a curated record.
CAGAGGGAAGGGCACUCUCCACUGGCUCCACUUCAGCAGCCUGCUAGCUUCCAAAUGGAUACCAACUACACAACACCGGCCCACUCAGUCUUCCCCUUAACUGACCCGAACAACACAUGGAGCAAUGGCACCAUGAACGGUAGCCACUGUCCCGAGACCGAGGCCUGGGAUUGGUUGUACACCGUCCAGCCGGUGUACAUGGCCGUCCUGUCCGUGCUGGGCAUCAUAGGGAACGUGUUCGUCCUGGUCGUCUUCUGCUUCCACAAGAAGCCGUGCACCGUGGCCGAGAUCUACCUGGGCAACCUGGCGGCGGCCGACCUGCUCCUGCUCUCCUGCCUCCCCUUCUGGGCGGCCAACGUGGCCAACGGCUUCGACUGGCCGUUCGGCGACCUCAUGUGCCGCCUGGUCAACGCCGGCAUCAAGAUGAACACGUACGGGAGCAUCCACUCCCUGGUGCUGGUGAGCGCCGACCGCUACGUGGCCCUGGUCCACGCCAUGUCGCACGGGCGCAUGCGCCGGCCGCUCUACGCCAAGCUCAGCUGCCUGGCCGUGUGGGGCCUGGGGCUGCUCCUCGUCAUGCCCAUGCUCGCCUUCCGCCGGGUGAGCUACUUCCCCGAGUACAACGUGACCGCCUGCGUCCUCGAGUUCCCCAGCGAGGAGUUGCGCCUGGCCUGCGACGUCGUCCUCCUCCUGCUGGGCUUCCUCGCGCCCCUGGCGGCCAUCUCCUACUGCACGUACCGCAUCGUCCAAGCGCUGCACGGCCAGCGCCUGGAGCGCUUCAACGCCGAGAACACCGAGCGCAAGGCUACCUUCCUGGUGCUCAUCGUGCUGCUGGCCUUCCUGCUGUGCUGGAUCCCGCUCCACCUGCUGACCGUCGUGGACAUCCUGUUUCACCUCGGCGUGGUGGGCGGCUGCACCCUCGACCAAGCGCUGGACAUCUGCAGCCAGCUGUUCACUUACCUGGCCUUCAGCAACAGCCUGCUCAACCCCAUCCUCUACGUGAUCGUGGGGAAGAACUUUAGGAAGAAGGUCUGCGAGCUGGGCAAGCAGAUCAGCCUGAGUAGGAAGAAGACCGGCUCCACCAAGUCACAGCUGUCAACACUGAAGACGUUUGCGUCAAAUUGAGGAGCAG